AUGACCGUAAAAAAUCGCAAAAGAAUCAAAGCUCGGGACUCCUCUCCCACGCCAGAACCAGGCCACCAGAGUCCUUUGGUCAACGGCAAACACAACCACAACCACAAUCAUGUUUCACAACACAGUCGAUCUUCCAAAUCGUCAAAAAAUGAGGCCAGUGACAGGAAAAAAAAAACUUGGAAAGAAUCGCGACGUAUCGUAUUCUCGCUAGGUGCAAUUCUCGGUCUGGCCAUUGCGAUCUACGCUGGCGCUAUGGGUGGCAAGUCCAAUGCAGCGCUUUUCGAAAAUUUUGUGAGUUUCGAGUCGUUUCAAGACUACGUGGAUGACUGGAAAGAUGUGCUUCCUCAAAGCUUCACAUCCUUAAUCUCGGACUUUCAGCAGCGCAGCACACACUCGACGUCACACAAGGACCUCACAGAAAGCUUUGCCGUUGGCAAACAAUUGCAUCAAGAAUUCAAUCUCCACGAUAAGCACCCUGUAAUUAUGGUACCUGGAGUCAUUUCCACCGGCAUAGAGAGCUGGGGGCUCUACGGGGAUGACGAAUGUCCUUCAGAACCGCAUUUCCGUAAGCGUCUAUGGGGGUCCUUUUACAUGCUGAAGACAAUGGUUCUCGACAAAGUAUGCUGGCUGAAGCACGUCAUGCUGGAUCCAGAAACCGGGCUGGACCCCGCAAAUUUCACCAUGCGUGCAGCGCAGGGAUUCGAAGCCUCGGACUUUUUCGUGGCUGGAUAUUGGAUCUGGAACAAAGUCUUGCAAAAUUUGGGCGCCAUCGGGUAUGAACCCAAUAAGAUGGCUGCUGCAGCAUACGAUUGGCGUUUAGCAUACUUGGACCUCGAACGUAGGGAUAGCUAUUUUUCCAAGCUCAAACAAAAAGUCGAGCUGGACUACAAACUAACAGGCGAAAAGGCAGUCUUGGUAGGCCAUUCGAUGGGUUCACAGAUCAUCUUCUAUUUCCUGAAGUGGGUCGAGGCUGAGGGUCCACUUUAUGGCAAUGGUGGGGCCGGCUGGGUUGAUACAUACAUCGAUUCUUUUGUCAACGUGGCAGGCACGCUGUUGGGUGUUCCUAAAGCCGUUCCUGCUUUGAUCAGCGGAGAAAUGAAGGACACAAUUCAGCUCAAUGCGUUGGCCAUGUACGGACUUGAAAAGUUUUUCAGCAGAAAGGAAAGACUGGACAUGAUUCGAACAUGGGGCGGUGUGCCAUCGAUGCUACCCAAGGGAGGAUCUUUGAUAUGGGGUGACCAUCAAUUAUCGGUCGAAGACUCGUCUUUAAACUCGACUUCGUCGUAUGGGAGCUUCAUCAAAUUCGAGAAUAAAAACGAAAAUCCGUUCCAUCAAAACGGCUUUACCAUGAGCGAGGCGCUGGAUCUUCUGUCGGAAAUUUCCCCGCCAUGGCUACGCAAACGUAUGGUCGAUCAAUACUCAUUUGGUUACGCCAAGACUGAGGAGGAAAUGCAGGAAAACGAGCGUCAUCAUUCGCACUGGAGCAAUCCAUUGGAAGUGCCGCUACCGAAUGCGCCAAAUCUUAAAAUCUAUUGCAUUUACGGUGUUGGAAACCCUACUGAGCGUGCCUAUGUCUACAAACAGGACCACGAAAGUUCGGAGCUUAACUUUACCAUAGAUUACGAGUAUCACCAACCCGUGACAUUAACGGAUGGAGAUGGAACAGUUCCACUAGUGACUCACGCGAUGUGCCAGAAAUGGGCUCAAGGCCAGAGUCCUUAUAAUCCUGGGAAUUCUUCUGUCAAGGUGGUCGAAAUCAAGCAUCAGCCUGAUCGAUUCGAUAUUAGAGGUGGGGCUAAAAGCGCAGAACACGUUGAUAUUUUGGGGAGUGCAGAACUGAACGAAUACAUAUUGAAAAUUGCCGGAGGCAUUGGAGACACUAUAGAGUCCCGUUCGAUCUCAAACAUGACUCAGUGGGUAAGUGAAAUGCCGUUUCCCAUGUAA
Molecule: messenger RNA, 1944 nt
Organism: Lachancea sp. 'fantastica'
Lineage: Eukaryota; Fungi; Ascomycota; Saccharomycetes; Saccharomycetales; Saccharomycetaceae
Source: the annotation of a GenBank genome assembly